GUUGUUGUAGUUACAAAUAGGCUAGCUACAGGAAGACUUUUUAUGAUGGCUAGCUAGCUAACUGUGGUUCUUCGAAUACAUAAGUUUAUCCUAUGCUGAAGAGUUGGUAGACGGUGAGAGCUGGAAAUGCCCACCUUCAUAACCCCAGAUACCUGACUCAAAGCAGAUUUCGUCAGGAGGUACUUCCCCCUUCACUGUGGUGGAAAUGCCAACUGUGAUCCGGGAUAAAGAGGAUUCAGAGUCCUCAGAGGACGAGCAAGAGGACCAUCCUUGCAUUGCCUGGAGUGGCCUCAGCAGGAAGAUCCCAGUCCUGGUGUUCUUUGCUGAAGCCAUCGUCUCUAAAGAUGGAAACAUCCGUUCUGUUGGAGAACGGUAUAACCUGGCCUUCAAAAUUGUGCGCACGGAGAGCCGGCUGGUUCGUGGCUUACUGACCACUCAUGGAUUCCAUGAGAUCCAUCCAAACAGUAAUGACUUCAACCUCAUGUGGACGGGGUCUCACCUCAAGCCUUACCUCCUACGCAGCCUUCAAGACUUCCAGAAGGUCAACCACUUUCCCAGGUCAUAUGAACUGACGCGCAAAGAUCGGCUGUAUAAAAACAUCCAGCGGAUGCAGCAGUCUCACGGCUUUAAAAACUUCCACAUCGUCCCUCAGACCUUUGUGCUUCCCUCAGAGUACCAGGAGUUCUGUAGUUCUUUCGUCAAGGACCAGGGCCCCUGGAUCAUUAAGCCAGUAGCAUCUUCAAGAGGACGAGGGAUCUACCUGGUCAGCAAUCCUACCCAGAUUCCAAUGGAUGAGAACAUCUUAGUUUCUCGCUACAUCAAUAACCCAUUACUGAUUGACGACUUCAAGUUUGAUGUGCGGUUGUAUGUGCUGGUGACAUCAUAUGAUCCACUCACUAUCUAUCUCUAUGAGGAGGGCCUGGCCAGGUUUGCCACCGUGAAGUAUGACUGUGGCACAAAGAACAUCAAGAACCAGUUCAUGCAUCUCACCAACUACAGCGUGAACAAGAAGAGCAGCGACUAUGUCAGUUGUGAUGACCCUGAAGUGGAGGAUUAUGGGAACAAAUGGAGCAUGAGUGCAAUGCUGCGGUAUUUGAAGCAGGAGGGAAAAGACACCACAUUGCUGAUGAGUCAGGUGGAGGACCUGGUGAUUAAGGCUGUGUUGAGCGCUGAGCUGCAGAUAGCCACUGCCUGCAAGAUGUUUGUGCCCCACAGGAACAACUGCUUCGAACUGUAUGGCUUUGAUGUGCUCAUCGACUCCAACCUCAAACCAUGGCUCCUGGAGGUCAACCUUUCUCCCUCCCUGGCCUGUGAUGCUCCUCUGGAUCUGAAGAUAAAGGCCAGCAUGAUAUCAGACAUGUUUUCUAUUGUGGGCUUUGUUUGUCAGGACCCCCUGCUACGACAACCCCGCUCUGAACGGGUGGCUCUGGACCCGGGCCUGAAGUACCCAGCCCCCAAAGCACAGCGUCCUUUAUCUGCUCAGUCCACCAUUGCACCCUCCAAAGUGCGGCAGAGACCCCUGUCAGCCAACAACACUGACACAGACGGGCCUAAGGAGAAGCCAGGAAGUAAACAGGGGGACAGCACCCUGGGCCUGACUGCUGAGGAGUUGAAAGUCCUGAGGAGGAUAAGAGAGGAGCACGAGAGACGAGGGGGGUUCAUCCGAAUCUUCCCCACCCCAGAGACAUGGGAACUGUAUAGUGGUUAUCUGGAGUAUAAGACAUCGAUGAACUCCAUGUUGGCUAACAGACUUUUCCAGGGAAGAUUGGGGAAAGCGGUGGUGACCUCAAGAUCACGGAAGCUGAAUGGUAAUGUGCAGCUGCAGGUGGAUGUGUUCCACGCGUGUCACGUGAUCCAGUACGAGAGGAAGCUGUUGUCGCUGGAGGCGCGGAGGCGGAGGCUGCGCCACCUGGCAGAGCACUCCGCCAUGGGGAGGAAAAGAGCAGCGAGGGGUCGCAAGGCCUCCCCUACUGGGACCAGUGACGAGGAGGAUGUUGAAGAGGGGGAGGAGAGAGUUCAGGAGGAAGAGGAGAAGGAUAAGAAAGCCCUGGGUUCGUUAGUGGUGCAGACUGACAGUGUGCCCACCUCACUGAAGCGGUUCCACAAUGAGGCCCUGUCCUCAGCAGAACCGGCCCGAUGCACCACUGCCAUUACCAAACCCAAAGUCAACCUGCUCCACAUCCUCCAGCAGGGCUGGGACCUCAGUAAGGUCCAGGCUCGGAUGGCCUUCUCCUCCUAUCUCCUUCGGGUGCAGAUGAGGCUACUCGCAGAGAGCAGGACUAUCGCUAACUCCGCCUGGCCAGAGAAGGACAAUGAGCAAAUGGAGCUGGUGAUCCGCUUCCUGAAGCGUGCGGCCAGUAACCUUCAGCAGGACAUGAGGAUGGUCCUGCCCAGUCGCCAGCUCCCCCUCCAGGAUCGCCGACGCAUCCUGUCCCACCAGCUAGGAGAGUUCAUCCACUGCUACAACAAGGAGACAGAGCAUAUGGUGAAGAAGGUGGAGAAGAUCAAAGACCAGGAACAUUGUAUCAACCCCAGUGUGUUUCAGGAGUUUAUUGCUGAGGCAAGUGAAAGUGAUCUGGAGGAGGUCCUGACAUUCUACACACAUAAAAACAAAUCAGCCAGUGUCUUUUUGGGAACCAAAUGUCGGAGCACUAAACUUGACAAUUGCAACAGCCUAGGUUCAAGAGAGCCAGCUACCCCAGAGAACCAGAAAACUUUGCCCAUGGCAAAAGAGAGCUCCAGCGCCUCUGAGUCCUCAACGUCUGAAGUCAGAAACAGCACAGACCAGGCCAGUGUAGUCCAACCCACUGCUGACCAACCCACCGGAGAGCAACCGGCUGCAGCCCUCAGAAGUAGUAAACAGCCCGAGGUCCAGGCCUCCCAGCACUCCUCCAGCUUUCCAGCUGCCUUAGACUGUGGCCACAUCCACCUGCAGCACUACUCUCACCCCCAGAACCCACCCCAGUCUCUUCCCCUGCACUGCCCCCCACCACCGCCCCCAUCUCAGCCCCCAUCCUACGACCAGUCCCACCUUCGCCUCCACUCCCCACGCCAGCCAGAAACCCCUCCACAGCCCCAGGCCUCUGUGUUCUCCUCAACCUCGACCCUUGUCCCCCAGCCGCCUCGGGUAAUAUGGGCAGCUGCCCGCUCUGGUCCCACCACAGUCUCAGCACCACCAGUCUCCCAGGUCCUAAGGCAGGUCCAGUCCUUUACCUCCACCUCCUCUGCGGCUGCAGCCUCAUCCUCCAUGCCUGGUGCCAUCCACAUCUACAGCCAGAAGAUCUCCAGGCCCACCUCUGCAGGUCAAGCAAUCAGAAGGACGCCCUCCAGCCGGCCCAGACCAGAUCCAAAUGGGGUCUUUAAUAAGGACCUGGACUCACUGCCUGCUCAGGCGCAGUCCAACCAACAAGCCAUAGUCUCAGCCCUGCAGAAACUGGCAGAGAAGCAGGCUGCCCGCCAGUACAACAGCUCCAGCCACAUCAGUCUCCUAACACAACACUUGACCAACCUGAACCUGACUAACAGGGUGCUGAGCAGAGGGGCCAUCACCCUGACCCCAGCAGUGCGGCAUGGUCAUGGGACUGGAGCUGUGACCCAGCGGCCUGUCAGGGCUGUCCACUCUGACACAGGGCCCAUCCACAGCACUACUGGCCCCAGGGCGCCGAGAGAUGAGGAGGGUCUUUGGGAUGGGGAGACCCAGAGUGCCUACAACCUGGUGAGAGGCGUCGGCCCCCAGCAGCGCUACCAGCCCAUCCCAGGCAGCUACCAGCUCCAGUUCGCCAUCCAGCAGCUGCAGCAGCAGAAGUUCCAGUCCCGCCAACUGCUUGACCAGAGUCGCACCCGCCACCAGGCCAUGUUGGCUGCUAAGGCCAUGAUGCCACCCUAUCCUGUGAUGGCUCCUUGGCCCCAGGCUCCCACCGGCCCAUCCUCCUCCAGUCUACCAGUGACCCACCCAGGCCGCCAGAACCACAGCCAUGCCUGCACAGGCCCAGGACACAUCCUCAACCCCAAACCACCCAGCAGUGCCAGGGAGGGCCUGGUCAGGAAGACAGCCACCCAGCGCCUCAGCAAACAGACCUCAUCAGAACGCCCAGCCAAUGGAGCUCUGACGUCCAACUCGCAGCAUGUGGUCUACGAGGCCGUGUGUGGGAAAGCAGGUCUUUCUGGGUACAGCAAACUGUUUCAGGGACAGGGGUCCAAGCUCAGAUGACAGCGAGAUAACCAGAGAAAGGACGGGAGCUAUGGCACACCAUCUUGCCGACAGAGGUGUCUCUGCAUGUGACCACAGGUGCAUGCUGGGUAGGAAACAACUUAAGGAUCCCGCUGCUGUGACUGUAUGUCUGACACACACCAGGCCCUGUUACUGCUUCUAUAUGAAGGAGACAUGCAAGAGGAUAGCCUGCCCUUUCAGGAAUCCCUGGGCCUGACGCAGGUCGGGAUCUGUUGCACAGGCCAAGACUUUCCAGUGGCUUUCUGUAUCACCCAACCCCCCCACAGCCCCAACUCCAUAACCCUAUCGCAGCAGUUGUCAUCCCUCAUUCUCCCCAUGCUGUCUGUCUGUGUCUAUGCCAUGGAAAGACUUCAGUGACAGAUACCCAGCAACAGCUGGUUCCCACCAGAGGCCCCAUGGGCACUAUCACUGGAGCUCAGAGUAUAGUCUUAGUACAUUAUAGCAAUUACUGUACAGGCAGAGAGAUGUGCUUUAUCACCCCCUUCUGUCUCAUUUUAAAGACAUGUUUGUGGUGUAGGGAAGUUUGGGUACAAGAGAGAAACUGCAAUUGACCAAUAUUUUAGAUUGUCUCAAUGAUCUUGUUUUACUGAGAAAUGAGCAAGUAAAGGAAGUGUUGUCUGGUGAGGCAGGCUUGAUGUUGUGCUUGGGAACCAACCAUCCCAUUCUCUCAUGAAUGAAUUUAUCAGAGAGUAUCACAAACAGUUGCCAAUCCAGUUAUUUUUGGUCCUUGUUUAUGUAUACUGAUGGGUUUCCUCUCUCUUUGUGAAGACUUGUUACAUUGGCUAGCAGGACACUUGCAUGAGUUGUAUUGUUGCCUUUACAGUUCUCAUGUUUGCACUCCCUUGUUUGUCUAUACUCUACAGUAACAUUAUAUACCAGACUUUUCCCACUAUGAACUGUAACAAGGUGUACAUCUGUUAUACUGCCAUUCUUUGUGCGCUCUGGCUUAGUAAUGUGCAGUAUACUGUUAGACCUGCACAGUAAUGUUUUUAACGCAAUUGUAUGUUACAAUACCUUGCAAUCAGUCGUUUCGGACUGUAAUGCAAUGACAAUGUUGUCCAUUUGUAGUGUGUGCUCUUUUACAACUUGAGGGAAAAAGCUAUUGAACGUGUCCCAUGGCCCCUGUGCUCAGAGCAUGGUGAUGAAGGGGUCUACCUAUGCAAUGCCAUCUUUUGUAUAGUAAACAUACUCAACCCUCCUUUCCACAGAGGGUUCUACCUGGAACCCCAAAAGGUUAUUCAAAGGGUUCUGCUAUGGGGACAGCUGAAGAACCCUUUUGUCUAAGAGUGUGUGCCAGCAUGCUGUUAUCGAGUACAAACUGGGGAAGAACAUAUGCAGCAGUGGGUUGGGUCAUGUAUUAUUGAAAGGGAAUACUAAGUUAGUGUGGUAGCCUUUUGCAUGUGUCUCCCCAACUGCUGUAUUGUGAGGGCCAAACUUUGGGAACCAUCAGUGACCAUUUGCAAGCAAGACCAUUAAUAUCAGUAGCAGCCAGUGUCGUCUAUACGUACUGUAAAUUGUUGCAUUGUAUAUUUUUUUAUUUUAUUUAAAGGUUGUCAAUCAAAUCAGUUUCCUGCACCUCAAAGUGAACUAGGGCCUAGUUCAAUCAGAUCCAGCGUUAACUGGCGCUAGCCGACACCAGCAUAGCUGAUGUUGUGGCGGGCUCGGGAGUGAAACUGCAUUGAGCUGUCAAAUCGGUGAGCAGCUGCUCUUGUGGUGAUUGUCACAAAGCCAAUCCCGUCCCACUCCCAUUAGAAGUUCAGAAUGAGAAAGUGUACUCUAUAUAGAAAUAGUGACGUUCAAAUUGAAAAUCAUUCAACAAAAUUAGGAUUUCUAUCAGCCUAAUCGAGUUGUAGACUAAAUCUCACAUUCCAGUGUUUGAACUUGUAAACAACGCUGCAUGGGAAUCAUCUCAAUGCGACUCCAUGCAGCCAAUGGCAAUGUCCACUUUAGGUAUAAUGCCAGGAGCCUUUGUGGAUUUGAGCGCUUUAACCUAGUUCCACCUCCGACACGUCAAAACAUCAUCUAUGCGGAUUUUUGCUAAAGAUGAUCUGAUUGAAUCUGGCUCUUCAUCACUAGGAUCUCAAUAUGGAUAGCGGUUGAGCUGGGCAAAAAUGCAUCAUUUAUACUGAUACCCACAAAUGAUGAUUAUCUAAAGAUUUUGGAAAAAAAUAUACAUCUGUUCGUCCAAGACCAUUUUUAAUUUAAAAAAGUGUUUAAGAGUAAUAGCAAUACACUUUUACAGUUUGUGAUCUAGUGAAGUGUUCACCUAGUGACAUACAUUGUCUUGUACAACAGAAAAGUCAGCUUCAUUUAAGAAAAAAAUCCAGAAAACAUGAUUCUGUUGCAUAACAGAGGUAAACAUAACCAUAAAGAUACUUUGUAGAAUAAAGGUUGUUUUCCAGCAUUUUGUAUUUUUCCUAAGAUUAUUAGAGUCCAUCAGCAUCUGUCCUAGAUUAACCAGUGUAGGGAAAUGUGGUGCACGCUGCGCUAGUUUCCAGCUUGGACAGUCUGUUUGUCCUGUGCGUCAAGGCUUUGUGUCAGCCCUCCAUUAAAAAGGAUGGUUCUCUUUAGGAAACAAAAGUCUGACAGAGCUUUUGCUUUAGCCGCUUUGAUUAAUUUGCACUGUAAAUCCAGGUUCUCAGUGGGUCUCUCUUUUUGACUGCAACUACUGUAUGUCCUUGAGUAGGCAGUGGUCAUGGCUAGAACAGCUUACGUCAGUUCCUUUCCUCUGAGCAGACAGAGGUUGGCUUUGAAUGCCCGUGGUCAUAUGGCACAAAGCUAAAGGCAGUUCAGAAGGCCGGAAAUAUUGACAACAAAAAAAUUAUGGAAGACACUUGACAUUGAGAAGAAAAAAAACAUUGUAAAAGGCCAAUAAAAGUUCUGUUGAGA
Molecule: messenger RNA, 7120 nt
Organism: Oncorhynchus nerka (sockeye salmon)
Lineage: Eukaryota; Metazoa; Chordata; Actinopteri; Salmoniformes; Salmonidae
Gene: ttll5
Product: tubulin tyrosine ligase-like family, member 5
Exons: 33
Coding region: 206-4210 (1334 amino acids)
Biological process (GO): protein polyglutamylation; microtubule cytoskeleton organization
Cellular component (GO): cilium
Molecular function (GO): tubulin-glutamic acid ligase activity; tubulin binding
Source: RefSeq, a predicted model, not a curated record